UGUCUGAAAUAACUCAUAGACUGGCAAAAACAACACACAAAACAACCCCUCCAGUGAUCGACACCUUGAAUAUUAGCCAGACGCUCGAUUUUUACUGGACCAACGCGAAAGAUCCGCACUCGAUUAGGCGAAAACUCAUCCUUCAAAAAUACCCUCAGGUCACCAAAUUAUGUGGACAUGAACCACUCACAAAAUACCUUUCGAUGCUUGUUGUCUUGCUUCAGUUCAGCAUUGCCUACUAUCUCAAGGACACCAGUCCCCUGAGCUACAAGUUUUUGGCUCUUGCGUACGUUAUCGGUGGGACUUGCAACCAGAACUGUUUCCUUUGCAUCCACGAGCUAUCUCACAACUUGGGAUUCAAGAAACCACUACAUAACAGGCUCUUUUCCAUAGUGACGAAUCUGCCAAUCGGAAUCCCCUACAGCGCUUCUUUCCAGCCUUACCACCAGCUCCACCAUAAAUUUCUCGGAGAUGAGGUUUAUGACACAGAUAUCCCUACUCGGCUGGAGGCCAUUGUUCUGUCCAAUAUUCUUGGCAAGGCAUUCUUUGCUACAUUCCAAAUUCUCUUCUACGCUUUGAGACCGAUGUUCAUCACCCAGGUGAAAUUCACUCUAGUCCACCUGCUGAAUGUCAUCGUGCAGGUAUUUGUUGAUUUCCUAGUGGUGAAAUACUGGUCUGCAAACUCAUUAUGGUACUUUAUUAUGUCUUCGUUCUUUGCCGGAUCGCUGCACCCAACAGCUGGACACUUCGUGUCGGAGCACUACAUUUUUGACCCACCUAAAAACUACAAAAAAUACGUUGAUGUCCCCCCUCUAGAAACAUAUUCCUACUACGGGCUCCUCAACUUGGUGACCUGGAACGUCGGCUAUCACAACGAGCACCACGACUUCCCCUUUGUUGCGUGGAGUAGGCUCCCGCAGCUGAAAAAAAUAGCCGUCGAGUUUUAUGAGCCGCUUCCUCAUCACAAAUCAUGGACGUGGACAAUCGUGGACUUCAUCUUCAAUUACGACGUGACAAUGUUCAAUAGGGUCAAAAGAGAUACCGCUGGAAUUUCAGAAAGACGCAAAAUUGACUACAACGACAAUUCCAAAUAGCUAUACUCUAUAGAUUUAUAUAUACACAGCCCAGAAAAAACUAUAAAC
This is a messenger RNA of Ogataea polymorpha, 1142 nucleotides long. RefSeq lists its product as uncharacterized. Gene Ontology annotation, molecular function: sphingolipid delta-4 desaturase activity. Gene Ontology annotation, biological process: ceramide biosynthetic process. The coding region runs from base 204 to 1094 and encodes 296 amino acids. The record is from RefSeq and is a predicted model, not a curated record. The transcript has a single exon. NCBI's taxonomy places the organism in Eukaryota, Fungi, Ascomycota, Pichiomycetes, Pichiales, Pichiaceae.